This is a messenger RNA of Aspergillus nomiae NRRL 13137, 687 nucleotides long. RefSeq names its product YukJ family protein. The record is from RefSeq and is a predicted model, not a curated record. The transcript has a single exon. Bases 1 to 687 code for a protein of 228 amino acids. Lineage: Eukaryota; Fungi; Ascomycota; Eurotiomycetes; Eurotiales; Aspergillaceae.
AUGCCUGUCCCCCACUACGGCGUCUGGGCUUGUAAACCCACUAGGUAUACCGUUGAUGGACCGUACGAUCCCACUCCACACAUCCAGCUCUUUUUCACCGAUGACUCCUCGAGUGAGCGGAGGGCUGCAAUCAAUAUCAAAUCUAAUGGGGCAGAGUCUCGCCUCGUAUUUUGGUCUUCUGAUAACUUCACCCAUUCCAUCAGAGACAGCCUCUCAGACCUGGACCUUGGUUUUUAUCUAAUCCAGGAUUCCCACCAUUAUCGUUACCCACACCAUCAUUUAGAAGACCCUCGUAUACAUGGUGUUGACUUUUAUCGCAUGAACGGCCUUCUGGAUUUCCAAUCGGCACUGGUCUUGCCACACGAUAUUCCGGGCCGUGACAAUGAUAUCCUGGACAAGAUGAGGCCCAUUCUUGAUAAUGCGAUCGACAACUCCGCAACGAUUUAUAUUUUUGGUUCGUCAUUUGGAUCUGGAAUCCAUAAUAUUCACAUGAACCAGGGCAGUCUUCCUCGGUAUGAUAACGGUGUCUACUCAGAUGGAGCUCUGCUGUUCCAGUUCAACGACGGACACUGGGAAGCCGUAUUUCUCGCCUUUGCUUCACAGAAACUCCCAACUGACGAUAAUGGACUGGCAGCACCGGGAAGUAAGAGUCUAUUGCAAAUGCUUCAGCAGGGUAGCCGAUUAUAG